Molecule: messenger RNA, 909 nt
Organism: Chondrus crispus (carragheen)
Lineage: Eukaryota; Rhodophyta; Florideophyceae; Gigartinales; Gigartinaceae
Product: Syn18
Exons: 1
Coding region: 1-909 (302 amino acids)
Biological process (GO): retrograde vesicle-mediated transport, Golgi to endoplasmic reticulum
Cellular component (GO): SNARE complex; endoplasmic reticulum
Source: RefSeq, a predicted model, not a curated record
AUGAUAAACCCCGUGGAGCGCACGGGCGAGUUCCUCGCCGCGCUCGCCUCGCACCACAACGUGUCCGACAAGACCAAGCCUCUCGUGCAACGCCCCGAUCCGUCCACGCAGCACGAGUUCACGCAGCUCGCCGUGGAGCUGACGACGCGCAUCGCUGAGAUGCAGACGUUUGUGUCUAAGUGUCAGCGACGGUAUGAAGACUUCUCGCCGCGCGGCAUGAAGGAUGCGGAGCGCGACGAGAUCGACUCGGCGGUGGCGCAGUUUCUGCGUACGGCGAUGGCGCAAAUCGACGUGCUCAAGGCGGACGCCGUGCGCGCACUCGAGCAACGCACCGGCGGGUCGUUCCCGGCGCAUCAGCUGGGCGUGGUCGUCAUUUUGAACGAGGACCUGCAGGGCGUGAGCAAGCUUUCGGAGGGACUGCGCGGCGUGCGGAUUAGACGGGCGAUUUCGGAUAAGAGUAAGGUCACGGUCAAGUAUAACGCGGACGUGGCGCGGGAGAUGGCAGCGGAGAGGAGGGAGCGGGAGAGGCGGGAGGGCGGGACGGAGGAGGACGACGAGGGGUUGGCGGUGCUGGAGCAGGCGUUUGAGCGAGAGAACGAGGCGCUCGUGACAGAGCUGGUGGAGACGCGGGAGCAGGUGCGGGAGGCGGAACGGACGGUGUUUGAGAUCGCCAAUUUGAAUCAUGUGUUCGCAACCAAAGUGUUGGAACAGGCGAGGGAGAUUGAGACAUUGUAUGAACUGGCAGUGGAAUCAACGGAGAAUGUGGAAAGGGGGAAUAGAGAACUAAGGAAGAUGAAGAGGAGGGGGCCGUUGUUGCAGUAUGGGUUUGCGUUGUUUGCAGUGUUGUUGACACUGGCGAUUUUGUUUUUGGACUGGAUGGCGUCGAGGCGUUCUUUUUUCUUUAUAUAA